AAGAAGACAGUCCAGACUGCAGAUAUUCUUCCGUACCUCUGUUUCAGUCAACUAUUCUGGGCGCCAAACUCAGCCCACGUUUUCUUUCUUUCUUUUAUAUUAUAUAAGUUAAAUAACACUGCGUUGGGAGUCUGGGACGAAGCACCUGCAGCUGUUUACUCCAUAAACAAGCUAGUCUAGUCUGCUCCUCUUUUCAGCUACCCAAGCCAUCCAGACCAUUAUGCUUCCUCUCAACUUCUUGUAGUCCUGGAUUUGAGACUUUUUCCACCUGUUUUUUGUUCUGUUGUAUUCGGGGAAAGGAAUCGGGAAAAUUGAAAGAAAGAAGCUCAGGGACUGGAAUUCCGGGAAUAAAAAUAUUAGAACUUGCAACAGUGCUGGGCAGGGAAAACUCUUUCCAUGGAAGGAGGAAAAGGCGUGGUGGAGAAGAAAGGAACAAACGAGAUUGUUUUGCAGAUUCUGGGUACCGAAGAAACUUACGUUACGAGGAAAGAAAGUAGAGAUUCCAAAGGCUCUGCAUUUAGCGAAAGCAGCACCUACUCUUUUUCAAGGAAUUCUCUGCUUGGGUCUUCGCCGAAACGGGUUAGUGAUACAAAUGUUGAGCCAAAAGAGCUCGACGACCUUAAGAACCGAGUUCAAACGUCCACAUUUACAAGCCCGUCUUCUCCUUUACCGAGUCCGAUUCGCAAGCCUCCGAAGAUCCCAACGGACACCUUGACGCAAAGAAAAUCGCUUGCGCGGUCGGCUUUCUCCAAGCCCAAGUCGAGAUUGGUGGAGCCAGCGUAUGCUGGCAAGGCCAAUUUAGACUCGAAGAAGGCGGAUGCAACUUUCUCCAAUCGGAACUCGCCGAAUGUGGCUUCCCCAAGUCACAAAGUCAGUGUUACUACUCCAAAGGAAACCUUGAAAUCGGCACCGAUCACUCCCAGAACGCCGUUGAUCGGGUCGCCGGGACCAGAGGAGGAAGAUGAUGAGGAAGUUUACAAGUCGGCCAAUCUUAAAGUGGGCGAGAAAAUGGGUAAGAAGCUUAAAACGAUGGUUUUGCUCGAGUGGACUGCAUUUGUGUGCAUCAUGGGGUUUUUGAUUGCGAGCUUAACUAUUGAGAAAUUGCAAAACGGUGAGCUUUGGGAUCUGUAUUUGUGGAAAUGGGGUGUGCUGGUGUUGGUAAUCUUCUGUGGUAGAUUGGUCACUCAAUGGUUCAUUAAUGUUUUGGUUUUCUUGAUUGAAAUGAACUUCUUGCUUAAAAAAAAGGUUUUGUAUUUUGUGUACGGGUUGCAGAGGAAUGCUCAGAUUUUCAUUUGGUUGAGUUUAGUUCUAUUAGCAUGGGGAUUGUUGUUCGACAGGGGAGUAGAGAGAUCCGAGGAAACUUCUCGAGUUCUGAAUUAUAUUACCAGGUCUCUUGCUGCUUGCGUUAUUGGGGCAGCUAUAUGGCUUGGAAAGACUCUGUUAGUGAAGUUACUAGGUAUUUCUUUCCAAAGCGCGAGAUUCUUUGACCGGAUUCAAGUAUCGAUAUUUCAUCAGUAUAUUCUUAGGACCCUUUCGGGACCUCCUUUGAUGGAGAUUGCAGAAAAAGUUGGGUACUCGGCAAGUUCGGGGCGUUUGAGUUUCAAGAACUUGAAGAAAGAAAAAAAUGAGGGAAAAGAAGGGGGAAAAGAAGAGGUGAUUGAUGUAGACAAGCUCAAGAAAAUGAAACAAGAGAAAGUUUCAGCUUGGACCAUGAAAGGGUUGAUUAGUGUCAUAAGGGGUUCUGGACUUACUACCAUCUCAAACACACUCGAUAGUGUGGAUGAUGAUGAGGGUGAGCAGAAAGACGAGGAGAUCACUAGUGAGUGGGAAGCAAAGGCCGCUGCUUAUCGGAUUUUCAAUAAUGUGGCUAAGCCUGGAAGCAAGUACAUUGAUGAGGAGGACCUCUUGCGCUUCAUGAAAAGGGAGGAGGUGGAUAAUAUGCUACCACUGAUUCAAGGAGCAGUGGAAACAGGAAAGAUCAAGAGAAAAAAUUUAAAGAACUGGCUGGUGAAUGUUUACCUAGAACGCAAAUCACUGUUACAUUCCUUGAAUGAUACGAAAACAGCCAUAGACGAGCUGAACAAGCUUGUUUCAGCGAUUGUGCUUAUUGUGGUCCUUAUUGUGUGGUUACUCUUGAUGGGAUUUUUAACAACCCAAAUUCUCGUCUUCAUUUCAUCUCAACUUCUUGUUUUGGCUUUUGUAUUUGGUAACACUGCCAAGACUGUGUUUGAAGCCAUCAUAUUUGUAUUUGUGAUGCACCCAUUUGACGUAGGGGAUCGUAUUGUUGUUGAUGGAGUGCAGAUGGUUGUUGAAGAAGUGAACAUUAUGACGACAAUCCUCUUGAGAUAUGACAAUGAGAAAAUAACCUAUCCAAAUUCAGUUCUGGCUACCAAACCCAUCAGCAACUUUUAUAGGAGCCCUGAAAUGAGUGAUUCUGUCGAAUUUGCUAUUGAUGUUUCUACUUCAAUUGAGAGUAUUGGAGCUCUCAAAGCAAAAAUAAAAGUGUACUUAGAGAGCAAGCCUCAACACUGGCGUCCUGGCCACAGUGUGUUGGUUAAGGAGAUCGAGGAUGUAAACAAGAUGAGAAUGGGUUUGUAUGUCACACACACCAUAAACUUUCAGAACUAUGGGGAUAAGAGCAGCCGGAGAUCUGAACUUGUCUUAGAGCUGAAGAGAAUUUUUGAGGAGCUUGGUAUUAAAUAUCAACUGCUGCCUCAAGAAGUUCUCCUCAGAUAUGUUGGGACAGCCCCCCCAGCAUUUCAACCUGUGCGGUGAUCAUCUCUCUUCUUUGUGCAAAAUUAUUCCUCUGCUGCAAGUAGGUGCAAAUGAGGGGGAUGCAGAGAGUUUCAUUGUUUUGUAAAGCAAAGAGCAAUUUUUUUUUUUUUUUCUUCCGUUGGUUUGUGGCAUUUCAUCUCAAGUAAGAUUGAUGAUUCAAGCUGGAUCUCAGUUCUUACUUUACUUCAAGUAAAACGAAUAAAAACUGCUCUGGCCUGAUGAAAGGAAAAGAGCAUUGGUGUGAUUAUGAGUUCUUGAAAAAUAUUUUCAUUUGAACACAUUUUUCUUUUAAUUUUCCUUAUUUUACAUGGAAGCAAACACAGCCUUAAUGGAGAAA
Messenger RNA from Juglans regia (Persian walnut), 3112 nucleotides. RefSeq names its product mechanosensitive ion channel protein 10-like. Gene Ontology annotation, biological process: monoatomic anion transport; transmembrane transport; detection of mechanical stimulus. The record is from RefSeq and is a predicted model, not a curated record. Lineage: Eukaryota; Viridiplantae; Streptophyta; Magnoliopsida; Fagales; Juglandaceae. The transcript is spliced from 6 exons. The coding region runs from base 397 to 2775 and encodes 792 amino acids. Gene Ontology annotation, cellular component: plasma membrane. Gene Ontology annotation, molecular function: mechanosensitive monoatomic ion channel activity.